GCGGCCAGGGCGGCAGGGACCGCGGGGGCGGGCCGGGCCGGGCGGCGCGGCGCGGCGCGGCGGCGGCUCACGUGACCAGGCCCAGCUGACUGCUGGGCGGGCGGCGCCGCGUAUGGCGCCGGCGGGCGUGGGGGAGCAGCGCGGCUCGCGGCAACGAUGAACGGGGCGCAGGAGGCGGCGGAGCCGGCGGCGGUGUGGGAGCGGCCCUGGUCGCUGGAGGAGAUCCGUAAGGGCAGCCAGAGCUGGUCCUUGGCCUCGGACGCCGGGCUUCUGCGCUUCCUGCAAGAGUUCUCCCAGCAGACCAUCUCCAGGACUCACGAGAUCAAAAAGCAAGUAGACGGAUUGAUCAGUGAAACAAAAGCCACAGACUGUCGCCUCCAUAAUGUCUUCAAUGACUUUCUUAUGUUGUCCAACACGCAGUUCAUAGAGAACAGAGUAUAUGAUGAAGAAGUGGAAGAGCCUAUUCCCAAAGCUGAUGUUGGAGACAAAACAGAGCAGGAAAAGACCCGGGAACAGAAAGAAGCUGAUCUGAUCCCCAAAAUCCAAGAAGCAGUGAACUAUGGAUUGCAAGUUCUGGACAGUGCAUUUGAGCAGCUAGACAUCAAAGCAGGCAAUUCUGACUCGGAAGAGGAAGAAAGUAACGAAAGGGUGGAACUAAUACUUGAGCCAAAGGAUCUCUAUAUUGACAGGCCUUUACCUUACUUAAUUGGCUCUCAGCAGUUCAUGGAACAAGAUGAUGUUGGCUUGGGAGAUCUCUCUAGUGAAGAAGGCUCAGUAGAUAGUGAUCGUGGAAGUGUAAUUGACAGUGAAGAAAAGGAUGAAGAGGAAUCAGAUGAUGAAUUUGGAAAUCCUAGUGAAGAUGACCAAAAGAUGAGGACAGCACUGGUGAGUGAUGAAGAUGAUGAUGAUGGCUGUGAUCUCUUUGACUCUGAAAAAGAGGAAGAUGAAGAUGGAGACUUAGAUGAAACUGCAAGGCCUAAAAAGAAAAAGCCAACAUCCUUUGCAGACGAGCUGGCAGCCCGAAUCAAAGGAGAAGUACCAGUCAAACAGGAUGAAGAGCGGUCAUCCCUGUCAUCGGAGACCAAAACGAGGAAAAAUCUGAAAGAGAAGAAGGAAGUUAGAGUUCCAUCUGAUGAUGAUGAAGAUGACAUCUUCAAGCCUCCCAAGCUGACUGACGAAGACUUCACGCCUUUCGGUUCCAGAGGUGGCCUCUUCAGUGGUGGGACAGGCCUCUUUGAUGACGAUGAGGAGAGUGAUCUUUUUGCUGAAGCACCAAAAAGAGAAGAAUCAAAAGAGCAAGAGGAGCGAGUUCCAAUAAAUGAAGCAUCCUCCACAAAGUCCUUAAAGAAAGUUCCUGCAGGUGCAGUGUCUCUGUUCCCAGGUGGGAGCGAUGUGUUUAAUUCCUCUGUAAUUGUGGAAAAAGCCAAGAAACCUGUGGCACAGAGUACAGAGAAGACCUCCAAACAGCCUGGCAAAGUUGCUCUAUUUGAUGAUGACGACGACGACUUCUUUGUGGCAACUAAGAAGCCUCCAGAUUCAGUCAAGUCCACAUCUGAUCUAUUUGACGACGACGAAGGUGACUUAUUCAAGGAAAAACCUGUCAUUCCUCCUGUGGCUGCCAGCACAACUAAAGAAGCAGAAAGCCAUAGGGAGACAGUCAUGGGAAAAAAGAGUCAGUUGUCUUCAAAUGAGGACUUCAAGCCUUUAACUGAAACAACUCCCAAAAAACAGAGGGGCCUCUUCUCUGAUGAGGAAGAUUCUGAAGACUUGUUUUCAUCAACUAAAACUGUGAAAUCCAAAGCAACAUCUCUCCCCACCAACAAAUCCGUGGCAAAAACUUCACUCUCCUUGUUUGAUGACGACGAAGAGGAUCUCUUUGGUGUGGUGACUGCCAAGAAGCAACAGGCAAAACCCCUGGAAGAGAAAACAAAACAGUCGGAGCCACUCAAGAAAGCCUCUAGCUUAUUGUUCAGCAGUGAUGAGGAGGACCACUGGAAUGUCUCCAAGCCAGCUAAGCUUCCUUCUGAUGGUGACCGAAAAGAAGACCCUGCAAAACCAGCUAGCACCAUCAGUCAGGCUAAAGCUGUGAAGAAGACAAGCCUUUUCGAGGAAGAUGAUGAUGAGGAUUUAUUUGCAAUCACUAAAGAGAGCCAAAGAAAGCCACAGAGGGUAUCGCUGCUGUUUGAAGAUGAUGCUGUUAAUGGAGAAUCACUCUUCAGCUCCCAAUCAAUGCUACUUCCUUCAGCUGCUAAGACUGCAGUGGAGAAAGUAAAACCAGCACAAGCAUCACCUUUGUUUAAUGAAGAAGAGAAGGAGGCAAAGGAAAGUGUCCCAGAUGCAGCGAAGUCUAAACAGGUAGAAGAUAUGCCGUGGUGUUUAGAUGAGCCUGGAGCAGUUCCUGUGUCUGGAGGAGCAGAUGUUGAAGGGCAGCAGACAAAGGAAAAAUUGGAGCCUUUUGCAGCAACGUCCUUGGAACAAGUCAGUAAUUCAGAUCUGUUUGCCACGUCACCGCCAGCUCUGGAGAAAGAUGUCAAGACUCAGGCUAAAAAAGUUUUAAGCUUGUUUGAGGAAGAGGAAGAAGAAAGAGUGGAAGAUGAUGGCAUUACAAAUGCACAGAAAGAAAUUGAUGUGCCUUUUGAGAAAGGCACCCAUCCCAAAAGCACUGGAGUUUUUCAAGACGAAGAGCUUCUCUUCAGUCACAAGCUUCAGAAGGACAAUGAUCCGGAUGUUGACCUCUUUGCCAGCCCCAAGAAAUCCAUGUCUGCAAACCGUAUCGUGAAGCCAUCAUCUGGAGGAGGGCUUUUUGGAGAUGACGAUGAGGAUGAUCUCUUCAGUGCUACUAAAACAAAGCCUCCGAAAAUACCAGAGAAGAAAACAGUUGUUAAGGCCAGUACUAGCCCUUCCUUGGAAAGCAGUAACCUUCUGGAAAAUGCUUCAAGUGCCAAACAAGAUGAAGCUCUGAAGGCAGAAACCACAGAGAAAUUUACAGGUCCUGUUCCCAUUAAAACCAAAGAACCCUCAUCUCGGAUUGGAAAGCUACAAGCUAACUUAGCUAUUAACCCUGCAGCCUUGCUUCCUGGUGCAAUGCCUAAGGUUUCCAGUGUAAAGCCUCCCUUGCCAGUUUUGGAGACUCCACUGUAUGAGCCCAGCAAUGUACAGAACAGCGAAGCCUUCUGGGCUGCAGGGAACAAUGAAGAACUCGGUGUGAGCUUUGAUCAGCCCAUGCAAGCGGAUACAUUGCACAGUGCCAAUAAGACCAGGAUCAAGGUUACAGGAAAACGGAGACCUCCUAGCAGAACAGCCCGCCGUCUAGCUGCCCAAGAGUCUGGUGAGAGUGAGGAGGUGGACAGUGCUAAGGAAUUGCAAUCCUCGCUACCGAAACAGAGGUCAGCAGUAGUAGCCAUAAAGGAGCCCCUUGCUACUGAACAAGAGUCCAAGGAAAAUGGCUUUCUCUCUGGCUUGUCGCUACCAGCUCAUGGCAGCAUUCUCUCUGUUGGGACAGACAAACUCCUUUCUUCAGAAUCGACAGACCAAGGGGAUGAUCUGUUUGAAUCAGAAGACCUAUUUGCAAGCAGCUCAUCAUCUAGACCAGCCACACAAUCAAAGCCAAGGGAGGGAAUGACAGAGAGUUUGGCUAAAAAAACCAUUAAGGACAGGGAGAAAAAGCCUGUUCUGUCUGUUCUGGAUGAUCAGAACAGUGAUGAUCUCUUCCAGUCUGUACAGCAGAAGUCUUUGAAGAAAAAUAGCCCUAUUCCCUUUUUGGAGGAGGAGGAAGAUUCUCUCUUUACCUGUCAGAAAACUGGAAAGAAGGAGCUGAAAUCUGUCCAGCAAGGUGUUGACCCUACUGCCCAAGAUAUCUUUGAGGAUGAUAUAUUUGCUACUGAGGCAAUUAAACCAACAAACAAAACAAAAGAAAAAAUGCUAGAGACUAACCUGUUUGAUGAUAACAUUGAUAUAUUUGCGGAUCUCACUGUAAAACCAAAAGAAAAGAAGACUAAGAAAAAGGUGGAACAAAAAUCCAUAUUUGAUGAUGAUAUGGAUGAUAUCUUCUCUAGCAGUCCAGUCAAGAUACCCACUCCCAAAAGCCGGUCUUCUCAGGCAACCUUGGACGUGAAAUCUGAAAGCAAGGCACUGAGCACAUUUGAUGACCCACUGAAUGCCUUUGGAGGCCAGUAGCCAAGGGAAGGUGUUGCAGAGAGGAGGCCUUCCUUACCUCCCAUUCAGUACUAAUACUCUGGAUUAUCUAAUACAAUAGAGCUGAAAUGAGCGGGCUGUGGUUAUUUCAAUGACAGGCUACUCAUUUUACAUGGUUAGUAUCUUCUUGUACUGGGUCUAAUUGCCCUUAGCAAUAUAUUUAAAAAAAAAAAAAAAAAAAAAAAAGCUCCAACGGUAACCUCCUGCUAUCCUGUUUCCAUGGUGCCCAGAUGAAUAUAACUUGUGCAAUACCUGCAAUGAAGUAAUCUAUUAUACAAAGUAUAGUUUGUUUUAUUGAACAAAUCUACAAAGAGAAUCAUUGAUAUUGCUAAAUAGUAAAUGGAAUCUGUUUAAACUA
Molecule: messenger RNA, 4552 nt
Organism: Dromaius novaehollandiae (emu)
Lineage: Eukaryota; Metazoa; Chordata; Aves; Casuariiformes; Dromaiidae
Product: WASH complex subunit 2A-like
Exons: 31
Coding region: 157-4176 (1339 amino acids)
Biological process (GO): chromatin organization
Cellular component (GO): nucleus
Source: RefSeq, a predicted model, not a curated record